CCUCUCUCCCUCUCACUCAUUCUGUCUCUCUCACUCAUUCUCUCCCUCUCCCUCUUUCUCAAAAUGACACUUCUCAGUACAACUAUUGGUAUCAUAUUCUUUUUACUUCACUCUUCUUCUGGAGAAAGUGGCUUCGGACAGGACGGUGAUCAGGAAGACAUGGAAAAAGAUGACUAUGAGUUCACUUGCUACAGCCAAUUGCAAGUCCAUGGCCAGCAGCAUACUCUGACCUGUUCUUUCAAUGACACGUCACUCAACAGAACCAAUUUGGAGCUCAGGCUAUGUGGUGCAUUUAUGUCCGGCCCCCAAUGUGUGAUGAUGAUGAAAAGGGAAAAGGAUUAUUUUAUGAAAUCAAGAUCAUUUUCACUGAUUAAUACUGGUGAUAUGUGCGUGAAACUUGGAGAAAUUGAGAUGAAUUGCAAAACACUGAAGAUAACCAAAAUAGUUAAGCCUGAAGCUCCUUUUGACAUAAAUGUCACCUAUCGCAAGGCAGCAAAUGACUUUGUGCUAACAUUCAAUACAACACACUCAAGGAAUGACUAUGUAAAAGAGUUAAUCCAUGAUAUAGCUUAUCACCAAGAAAAGAGUAAAAGCAACUGGAUGCACAUAAGCGCACCCUAUAAUCAUGUAACACUUCUGGAGAGAAAACUACAACCAAAUUCAACAUAUGAAGUUAAAGUACGGUCAUUUCCUGGUGGAAAUUAUUUUGGAGGGUACUGGAGUGAUUGGAGCCCCAGUGUAUACUUCAGGACACCACUGAACCCCAAAGCAGAGAUGCCAGAUUCUGGUAUGAUCGUCAUUAUCAUUCUGAGCUUCUUUUCUGGGAUCCUGGGGAUUGUUGUGAUCUGUUUGCUAUGGGAAAAAAGAAUUAAACCCGCUUUGUGGCCCAACCUCCCUGACCACAAGACGACUCUGGAACAGCUGUGUAGGAAACCACAAAAGAACUUCAACAUCAGUUUCAAUCCAGAAAGUUUCCUGGACUAUCCAAUUCAUAAAGUAGAUGGUAUUCAAGCCAAAGAAGAGGUGGAAGGUUUUCUGCAAGUCCCACUCCCUCGAGAUAUCGAUGUCACAGAGAGGAUUGGACUCAGCCCUGACUGGCCAUCUGAGAAUAAUAUCAUCCCACCAGUAGCUUAUGGAGGAAACUCCCCCCCACCUUGCCUGCAUGGGAACUUCAAUACAUGUGACCUUUCUAUGGUCAUGGCCUCAAAGUCACCCAAUCAUCAGGAGACCAACAAAAAUGAAGCUCAUUUCUGUGGGGGCCUGCUUCUUAGCUCUGACUCCAGAAAUGGUGCUUUGACAUUCCCCUUUCCACUCAGACUAGGAGUCUUGGCUCCAAAUCCAACUUCCCAAGGACAAGCCAUCAAUGCAAACCUGAGGUUAAGUCAAGAAGAAGCAUAUGUCACUAUGUCCAGCUUCUAUCAAAACAAGUGAGCCUUAAGGAAUCCAUGAUUUGAAGCAUCACAGCCAACAGAUACAAAAGAGGAGGCUGCUUGGAGCUCCUGUUCUCAGCCUGAUUUUCUAGUCUCUUAUAUUAACUCAACAUAAAAAAGAAAAGACAACUUUUCUAUUUGCCAUGCAUCUACACAUGCCAAAUUUUGGAACACCUUUUUGGCCAUGUCCUAGUUAAGUGAUGCUUCCUUCAAACAAGGUUGGAGUGCCAUUACUUCUGUUGUUCUUGAUUUCAAAAACAAAUUAUUAAGCUAUUCAAUUCUUUGAAAAAGGAAGCAAAAGAGAAAAGGAAGAAUGAGAGAGGGAAGAAUGAAAGGGAAGGUAGGAAGGAGGGAGGAAAAAAGGAAGGAAUGAAGAAAAUGAGGGACAAGUAAUGGAUGAGACCUACAAGUAUAAACCUAGGAUACAUUCUCAUAAUCAGAAGCUGGCAAGGUGGACAUGGAAAUGGAGACCGCCAAAGACAUGUUUCAUUCUGGCUUUUCUCCCAGCUGCUCUGAACCAUCUGUCACAUAUCAUUUUGUGAUUUACUGUAAGGGGCCAAAAUUCUAGCUAGUCUGUCUAAAAUAUGUAAUGAGUGGUCACCUAUAAAUUAGAAGCUUUAACAAGAAUUUAGACUUUUAAGCAUUUAUUAAGGAGAAUAAGAAUUUGGUGAAGAGAGAAAGAGGCCUCGAUGCCUAACAUCGAUCUAUCUCAGGGAGCCUGCCUUUUUGCUCCACUCUCCGCGAGAGUCCUGACGCAAGAGAGAGAAAGAGAGAGAGAGAGCCUUGCCCCUUCUUCAUCCCACAAGCCUCCUGUGAAAACUGGGAACAUCCCAUCCA
This is a messenger RNA of Dromiciops gliroides (monito del monte), 2267 nucleotides long. It is a transcript of the gene IL7R, whose product is annotated as interleukin 7 receptor. Gene Ontology annotation, molecular function: cytokine receptor activity; protein binding. The record is from RefSeq and is a predicted model, not a curated record. Gene Ontology annotation, biological process: positive regulation of receptor signaling pathway via JAK-STAT; cytokine-mediated signaling pathway; hemopoiesis. The coding region runs from base 64 to 1431 and encodes 455 amino acids. The transcript is spliced from 9 exons. Gene Ontology annotation, cellular component: membrane; external side of plasma membrane. NCBI's taxonomy places the organism in Eukaryota, Metazoa, Chordata, Mammalia, Microbiotheria, Microbiotheriidae.